UGUUCGUCAUGGCCCGCGCAGCUCGCGCCACUAAAUCCGCCUCAGCGCGCCGCGAUCCACAUCGAGCGCCCGUUUACCGAGCACGUUCCGCUGCUCUCCGGUGCUGAUCGGUGCUCUUCGCUUCACAGGGCUCGUUUGGUGGGAAACGCGGCGGAUGGUUCGGCAUUUUCGCUCGCUUCAUGUCGAUUAAAGCCGUCGGCGGUGGUUUUUGUGCUAAUGCUAAGAUUAGCUUCAAAGCUGACUAGCGCAGAAACGGCUAAAUAGCCAAAUCAAACUUCGGUUUGUGGACAAAACGGGACAUUCAGACAGCAAACCAGUCUUUUAUUAAGAUUUAAACACAGCUCGUCUGUUUUGGAGUGUUUAAACGAAGUAGUUUCGGCGAUUGUGGCCCGUUUCAGUCCAUUCAGAACAAACCACAAACAUCAUGUGUCCAUCAAGGAUCCCGCUCCAGUAUGUCCGAAACUGUGAAGUAUGUGGACGAUGAGCACAAGACCAUCUUUCUGAAGCUACUGAACGAGCAGCGACUGGAGGGCGAGCACUGCGACAUCGCCGUGGUGGUGGAGGAUGUGAAAUUCAGGGCGCAUCGCUGUGUGUUGGCGGCGUGCAGCAACUACUUCAAGAAACUCUUUAAGAAGCACGAGGUGGACAGCUCGUCCGUCAUCGAGAUCGACUUCAUCCGCUCGGACAUCUUCGAGGAGGUGCUGAAUUACAUGUACACGGCCAAGAUCUCGGUGAAGAAGAAGGAUGUGAAUCUAAUGAUGUCCUCGGGACAGAUCCUCGGCAUCCGCUUUUUAGACAAACUCUGCUCGCAGAAACGCGACAUGUCGCCCGACGAGAAAAACGACCCGCGGAACGCAAAGUUCCCGUACGACAUGGUGAAAAUGGGGCUUCCCGCGGAAGACGCGCCGCUGAGCCAAGACAGCGACGUCCAGGUGCUCGGCGAACAAGACGACGCGCCUUCGGACGACAUCGUCGAGGAGCCGCAAGGCAAUCACGACCUGGACAAGUCGCCCAAUAACGCGCUCCGGGUGCAGGAGGCCAUCCUGAAGGAGCUGGCGCAGGAGGAGGUGCACAAGGUGAGCUGCUACGACCAGGAGGUGGAGGCCAUGGACGCCGAGCCCAAAGAGCUGGCGGCCCACACGCAGACGCUCUCGUUCGCCGACAGCAUGGGCGACGUGAAGGACGAGCAGCCGCCGGGAUGGACGACGGCCGCCGCCGACAUGAAGUUCGAGUACCUGCUCUACGGCCACCGCGAUCAGCUGGCCUGCCAGGUGUGCGGCAAGAGCUUCAUCGACGAGAACCGCCUGCGGAAGCACGAGAAGCUGCACUCGGCCGACCGGCCGUUCGUCUGCGAGAUCUGCACCAAGGCCUUCACCACGCAGGCGCACCUGAAGGAGCACCUGAAGAUCCACACGGGCUUCAAGCCGUACCGCUGCGAGGCCUGCGGCAAGUCGUUCAUCCGCGCGCCGGACCUGAAGAAGCACGAGCGCGUGCACAGCAACGAGCGGCCGUUCAGCUGCCAGAUGUGCGAGAAGGCCUUCAAACACAAGUCGCACCUGAAAGACCACGAGCGGCGCCACCGGGGAGAGAAGCCCUUCGUGUGCGGCUCCUGCACCAAGGCCUUCGCCAAAGCGUCCGACCUGAAGAGACACGAGAACAACAUGCACAGCGAGCGCAAACAGUUGACUGCGGGCGGCCUGCAGAGCGAAACCGAGCAGCUGCAGGCCGCCGCCAUGGCCGCCGAGGCCGAGCAGCAGCUGGAGUCCAUCUCCUGCUCCUAAUCGCUGUUCCGGCGGUUCCGAUCUUAGUGAUUCUUUUUUCCCCUUCUAAUUUUAGAACUUGAUUUACACUGUUUUUUUGGUUUCUUUUAUAUGUAAAUGGUGCAGACGUUUUCUCUUAUUGUACAGUUCAUACCAAAUGUAUUUGAGUAUUUAUGGCAGCUGACGGACGACGAGUUGUUUUGCCUUUCGCCCGUUGCCGUCGUACAGCGUAAAACUGGACGCGUUUGUGAUGUUGACGGACGGAUGGAACGAGCUUCGGGUCAAUCAUUCCAUCCGUUUCUUGCGAAAGGGUGUGACGGUUUGCACAUCCAGAUAUUUUUGCUGUAAUAAAAGACUGGUGAAUCA
Messenger RNA from Labeo rohita (rohu), 2126 nucleotides. RefSeq names its product zinc finger and BTB domain containing 14 (gene zbtb14). The transcript has 2 exons. Lineage: Eukaryota; Metazoa; Chordata; Actinopteri; Cypriniformes; Cyprinidae. Gene Ontology annotation, molecular function: RNA polymerase II cis-regulatory region sequence-specific DNA binding; DNA-binding transcription factor activity, RNA polymerase II-specific; protein binding. Gene Ontology annotation, biological process: regulation of transcription by RNA polymerase II. The record is from RefSeq and is a predicted model, not a curated record. Gene Ontology annotation, cellular component: nucleus. The coding region runs from base 453 to 1781 and encodes 442 amino acids.